Frieseomelitta varia is the source of this 1215-nucleotide messenger RNA. RefSeq names its product transcription factor Adf-1-like. Gene Ontology annotation, cellular component: nucleus; transcription regulator complex. Gene Ontology annotation, molecular function: DNA binding. NCBI's taxonomy places the organism in Eukaryota, Metazoa, Arthropoda, Insecta, Hymenoptera, Apidae. The transcript is spliced from 3 exons. The coding region runs from base 226 to 990 and encodes 254 amino acids. The record is from RefSeq and is a predicted model, not a curated record. Gene Ontology annotation, biological process: regulation of transcription by RNA polymerase II.
GAACUGUACUGCGAGGGAUACAAAACUUAUGAAUUCAAAGUCGCGUGAUAACACUAAUCUUACAAAAAUCAAGCAGACAACUGCAUAUUACUUUACGAAAUAAUUUUUUGUUGAUGUUAGACGUGUUUUUAUUUCAGUAUACCGUCACGUUCUUUGCAAAAAGAUAUUAAUUCGCGAUAGAGCGACGUAUUUAUUUAUCAUUAAAAACAAAAAGAAAAAAAAAAGAUGGAUGAAACAAGAAAUUACAUAAAUUUAGUGUUAACAGUUAAAAAAUAUCCAGCGUUAUAUGAUCUCAGCUGCAAUGACUACCACAAUAGAGUUGUACGAAAUAAAAUGUGGAGAGCAGUGGCACAAGAGGUGAACGCUUCUGCUGCGGAAUGCAAGGAGAAAUGGAAAAAUCUUCGGGCUAGCUUCAGUAGACAUUUAAGAAAUCAAAGUACGGCGAAUUCGAAAGCGAAAAGGCCGUAUUACAUGGCCGAUUAUAUGGACUUUUUACUUCCCUACAGCAAACUUCGUAGGCCAGAUGACAGUUUGAAUGAAGAAGGACCAAUAGCGCAAGAGAAUUGGAACGAAGAGGAGACCGCCUCUGAUACAUCCUCCAAUUACGAAAAAUUAAACAAGUCCGACCAAAAGAUGCCAGAGCCAGAAAGAGAAGGAGACACGAGGAACGAAGAAUACGCGUUCUCGAGGAGUAAAACAAUCAGGGUUACAGACGACCAAUUGUUAUCACACAGAUGCUUGGAUAAUUGUGUUCUCGCCAAUCGUCACGACUUCGACGAAUCGAUCAGCGACUCAGACUUGUUGUUCUUUAAAAGCUUGCUUCCAGAUGUACGACAGAUGACAAGACAAGAGAAGAGAAGCUUUAAAAUAUCUGUGUUGAAUUUGAUCGAUAAGAUACUGAACGAAAAGGAAUCGGGAAUGUCAAUCGAAAACGAUAUUUCUUGCUCGACAGUGAAAAAUCAACAAGACGAAAGAAUCGAUCAAUUUUAAAUCAAGAGAUUUUAUAAAAGUUAAUUAUAAAAGUUCGUAAUGGUUAUAAAUAAACAUAUUACAACGACUGAUAAAUGAUAUGUAUAUAUAUGCAUAAACUUUAUAUAUAUGUAUAUAUAAACAACUAGGAAAUGUUAUUAGCACAAUUUACGUGGGAAAUUUAUAUUCUAAAAUAAUUUGUAAUUUAUCAUAGUAUUAGUAUACUAUUACUAAUAGGAAUUAAUA